AUGGACAUUUUGAAGUAAGAAGUAAGGACUAUUGAAUAUUCACAAAGAUUUGAUAGAUGGGAAAUCCGUGGUUCGGAGCACGUUCUUCUUUCAAUCUCAGUUGCGACGAGCGCACUUCUUUGGGGUUGGACAUUCUGGAGGAAUCAAGGCGAAAAAGACGAGCAUCACAAAAGGUCCAUCCGUGCCGAUUCGACCGCUUUUCACACGAUUCGCUCGCCGGGCUCGCCGAGAACACGCGAAGCAUUCAAAAAACGUGGAUGCGCUUGCAAGCUGAUCAGUGCCAGAGACGACUGUCGGCAGGUUUGCCCGAAGUCUCAUUCAGUUGUCAGUUUGGCAUUUUAGAAUAAACAGAAGAAUAGAUGGAAUGGCAGCGAUGAAGAGGAGAACGACACUGACGUAUGUCGAAGAUUUCUUCGUAGAUUGUUAAUUAUUUCCUUUUUCAGAUGAAUCUAAUUCCUUCAUCGAUGAGAUCCAAGAAACAGGUCAUGCUUAACAGAUGA
Caenorhabditis sp. 36 PRJEB53466 is the source of this 500-nucleotide messenger RNA. The record is from the annotation of a GenBank genome assembly. Lineage: Eukaryota; Metazoa; Nematoda; Chromadorea; Rhabditida; Rhabditidae.